UUGGGGGAGGAAGAAAGGAGAGUUAUUAUGAAUGGGUACAGAGUUUCAGUUUUGCAACAUAUAAAGAGUUCUAGAGAUGGGUGGUAGAGUGAUGGUGGCAAACCAGUGUGAAUAUACUUAAUGCCAAAGCAAUGAACAAUUUAAAAAUUGUUAAAAUGGUAACCUUUAUGUUAAGUAUAUUUUAUCAACUUAAAAAUUGUUUUUAUUGCUUUUCCCCCAGCUGGUGUUAGUGCAGGAGAGGAAGCAAUCGGUGUCACUAAUGACUUAAUUGUCUCUGGUGUACCUGAAGGAUACCCAAUGAAGGUACAGAAGAGAUUUUGGAGCCCAGAGCCCCACUUAGCUUAAUGUCUCUAUCUCGGAGUAUUUCCAUUAGACCCUCAUCAGCUAAUAAGAAAAGAGAGAAAAACAAUUUGAGAGUUAUUCUGCUAUAUGUUAUAUACCUACUCAUGUAAUAACACUAAAGAUUUCAUUCAUUAGGUUAUGGUAACACAUGGCAAACUAGCAGCAGGAGCAGUCUGGGUUUUUUUGGGUUUUUUUGUUUUUUGGCUGCGUUGGGUCUUUGUUGCUGUGUGCAGGCUUUCUCUAGUUGCAGCGAGUGGCGACUACUCUUCAUUGCAGUGUGCAGGCUUCUCAUUGUGGUGGCUUCUCUUGUUGCGGAGCACAGGCUCUAGGUGCACGGGCUUCAGUAGUUGUGGCUCACGGGCUCUAGAGCACAGGCUCAGUAGUUGUGGCGCACGGGCUUAGUUGCUCCGUGGCACGUGCUUUGCCACCAGGGAAGUCCCAGGAGCAGUCUGGUUUUUAAAUAAAAGAUCUCUAACUUAAAAAAAUCUCUAAGCCCUUGAUUUUGAAUAUUUAAAUGUUGAUCAGUACAUAUGUAUAUAUAUAAAACUUUUGUAAGGCAUAAACUACUAUAUUAUUUCAAGGAAUGUUAGAGCAUGUAUGAAUACCAAGUCUUGAGGAUCUUGGGCUUUUGUACAAUACAAGGUAUGUUUGUUUAAAUAUUUAAAUUUUGGGACUUCCCUGGUGGUCCAGUGGUUAAGAAUCUGCCUUCCAAUGCAGGGGACAUGGGUUCGAUCCCUGGUUGGUGAAAUAAGAGCCCACAUGCUGCAGGGCAACUAAGCCUGCACACUGCAACUACUGAGCCCAUGCACUCUGAAGCCCGAGCGCCACAACUAGAGAGAAAAGCCUGUGUGCUGCAAAAAAAGAUCCCGCGUGCCACAUCUCAGACCUGAUGCAGCCAAAAAUAAAAAUAAAUAAAUAUUUGAAACAAAAAAAAUUUUAAUUUAAAACUCUCAUUAAAACGCCUUAAUAAAGACAAUUCCAGAAUCUUCAACUGAUUUGUGGAAAUAAAUGAAAGUAGUGUAAUAUUCCUAUUAAGAAGUUAUGAAAAUAAGCUUGCUUCCCAGAAGAUGCAGUGUUGAUUUGGUGAGAUGCCACCCUGUCUAUGAAUAUGCCUGAUUUGCAUAUUUAAGGCCAUCUAUAAAUGCUGUUCUCUAAGACCUUAUCUUUGUCUAAGACAUCCUAAUGAACCUACAUAUUGUUUAGUAAUGAAAAUACUGUAAUACACUUCAGGACUUCCCUGGUGGUGCAGUGGUUAAGGAAACGCCUGCGAAUGCAGGGGACACAGGUUUGAGCCCUGAUCCGGGAAGAUCCCACAUGCCGCGGAGCAACUAAGCCCGUGCGCCAGAACUACUUAGCCUGCGCUCUAGAGCCCGUGUGCCACAACUACUGAAGCCCGCGUGCAGCAACAAAAACCCAACACAGCCAAUAAAUAAAUAAAUUUAUUUAUUUAAAAAAAUUAUCAACCUGCCAAUUCAGGGGACCCCGGUUUGAGCCCUGGUCCAGGAAGAUCCUACAUGCCACAGGAGCAACUAAGCCUGUGCGCCACAACUACUGAGCCUGUGCUCUACAGCCUGUGAACCACAACUAUUGAGCCUGCAUGCCUAGAGCCCGUGCUCUGCAACAGAAGCCACCACAACGAGAAGCCCACGCACUAUAACAAAGAGUAUCCCCUGCUCGCGGCAACUAGAGAAAGCCCAGCUGCAGCAGUGAAGACCCAAUGCAGCCAAAAAUAAAUAAAUAAUAUUGCAAUACACUUCAGAACCUUUGAAAAGAAGCAACAUUAAACACUGGAAGUUUUCUUUGCAGAAAUUGUUCAUGGUUUCAACUAAGUGGGUGCCUCAUUUUUCAUAAAUUCUAGAAGAAAAACCAACACUUAUUGAAUCUUUACAUUUUAGGCACAGUGUAAGCACUUAAUUAUUCUAAUCAACAAAUAUUUAUUGAAGCGUUCUAGGUCCUUCGCAGUUUAUCUCAUUUCAUCCUCACACAGUCCUAUGAAAUACUAUUAUCCCCAUUUUGCAAAGAGGGAAAAGUUCUCAGAGAAAAGUUACACAACUAAUGAAUACUAAAAUGGGGCUUCUACUGUGGAGUUCAAACCCACAGCUCUAAACCGUCAAAUCCGGGAGAAUAAACGCUUCCCAAUUCUGUUAGUCAAAGCAGUCAUCCCCCAGAAGCCUCGCGAUAUUACUCGAACUACUACUCCCAACGUGCAAAGCGGUUUCUGUGAAGCCGCCUAAGCGGCAGAGGCCGGAGGGCCUCGGCGUUCCUCGAGGCGCGGAAGGCAACCUGGGAGCCGUAGUUCUUCUGGACGCCUACCGGUAUUGCCAGCGCGGCGGUGGCGGAUCGCUCGGUUCCAGCCAGUAGGUACUGUGAGGGCGAGCUGAAGCGGAGAAAGGGCGCGGAACUGGAAACGGGUGAGUCAGGCACUGUCUGCGCGUUAAACAGAGGCGGCAUCGCGGCGUAGGGUUGAGUUAAGUUAGCGCGGCCCCCGCGCAGUCUCUUUAGGGACACCGCGGUCUUAGCGUCAGCGAGCAGAGGGUGAGGAGGCGCCAGAGCCCGGUCCUUGCACCCGUACUCGUCCUCAGCUCUCCGCCAGCAUCUCCACCAUGCAGUCCCGGGAAGAAGCUCCGCGCUCUCGCCGCCUUGCCAGUCCCCGCGGCGGAAGGCGGCCCAAGAGGCUUUCCAAGCCCUCGGUUUCGGCUUUUUUCACGGGCCCGGAGGAGCUGAAGGACACGGCCCAUUCCGCAGCCCUGCUGGCCCAGCUCAAGUCCUUCUACGACGCGCGGCUGCUCUGUGAUGUGACCAUCGAGGUGGUCACGCCUGGCAGCGGGCCUGGCACGGGCCGCCUUUUUUCCUGCAACCGUAACGUGCUGGCUGCCGCGUGUCCCUACUUCAAGAGCAUGUUCACCGGCGGCAUGUACGAGAGUCACCAGACGAACGUGACCAUGCACGAUGUGGAUGCCGAGUCCUUCGAGGUGCUGGUCGAUUACUGCUACACGGGUCGUGUGUCAUUAAGUGAAUCCAACGUGCAGCGCCUGUACGCCGCCUCCGACAUGCUGCAGCUCGAGUAUGUGCGUGAAGCCUGUGCCUCCUUCCUAGCCCGCCGCCUUGACCUGGCCAACUGCACGGCCAUCCUCAAGUUCGCCGAUGCCUUCGACCAUCACAAGCUGCGAUCACAGGCCCAGUCGUUUAUAGCCCACAACUUCAAGCAGCUCAGCCGCAUGGGUUCGAUUCGGGAGGAGUCUCUGGCAGAUCUGACCCUGGCCCAACUGCUGGCCGUCCUGCGCCUGGACAGUCUAGACGUCGAGAGUGAGCGGACAGUGUGCCACGUGGCGGUGCAGUGGUUGGAGGCGGCUCCCAAGGAGCGGGGUCCCAGCGCUGCAGAAGUCUUCAAGUGUGUCCGCUGGACACACUUCACUGAUGAAGAUCAGGAUUACCUGGAAGGGCUGCUGACCAAGCCCAUUGUGAGGAAAUACUGUCUGGACCUUAUCGAAGGAGCCCUGCAGAUGCGGUAUGGUGACAUGUUGUACAAGUCUCUGGUGCCAAAGCCAGAGAGCAGCAGUGGCUGCAGCUCUCUUGUGUCCAUGGCAGAAAAUCCACCCCAGAGGCUGGGUAUGUGUGCCAAGGAGAUGGUGAUCUUCUUUGGACAUCCCAGAGAUCCCUUUCUGUGCUAUGACCCAUACUCAGGGGACAUUUACACAAUGCCAUCACCUUUGACCAGCUUGGCUCACACUAAGACUGUCACCUCCUCAGCUGUCUGUGUCUCUCCAGACCAUGACAUCUAUCUGGCCGCCCAGCCCAGGAAAGACCUCUGGGUGUAUAAACCAGCCCAGAAUAGUUGGCAGCAACUUGCUGACCGCCUGCUCUGCCGUGAGGGCAUGGAUGUGGCAUACCUCAAUGGCUACAUUUACAUUUUGGGUGGGCGAGACCCUAUUACUGGAGUUAAAUUAAAGGAAGUGGAAUGCUACAGUGUUCAGAGGAACCAGUGGGCCUUAGUGGCUCCUGUACCGCAUUCCUUCUAUUCCUUUGAACUAAUAGUGGUUCAGAACUAUCUUUAUGCUGUGAACAGUAAGCGCAUGCUCUGCUACGAUCCUAGCCAUAAUAUGUGGCUGAACUGUGCUUCUCUUAAACGCAGUGACUUUCAGGAAGCCUGUGUCUUCAAUGAUGAGAUCUAUUGUAUCUGUGACAUCCCAGUCAUGAAGGUGUAUAACCCAGCCAGGGGAGAAUGGAGGCGCAUUAGUAAUAUUCCCCUGGACUCUGAGACCCACAACUAUCAGAUUGUUAAUCAUGGCCAAAAGUUGCUCCUCAUCACUUCUACAACCCCACAAUGGAAAAAAAACCGGGUGACUGUGUAUGAAUAUGAUACUAGGGAAGACCAAUGGAUUAAUAUAGGUACCAUGUUAGGUCUUUUGCAGUUUGACUCUGGGUUUAUUUGCCUCUGUGCUCGUGUUUAUCCUUCCUGCCUUGAACCUGGUCAGAGUUUCAUCACUGAGGAAGAUGAUGCACGGAGUGAGUCUAGUACUGAAUGGGACUUAGAUGGAUUCAGUGAACUGGACUCUGAGUCAGGAAGUUCAAGUUCUUUUUCUGAUGAUGAAGUCUGGGUACAGGUAGCACCGCAGCGAAAUGCACAGGAUCAGCAGGGUUCUUUGUAAAUAUUUUGAAAUACUAAGAUGUUUCUACUGCUAUGGAAUAUAUCUUAAAAAGAUGUCCUUUUCUUUUCUGGAAAAAAAAAAAUUGAUUAGGGCUGCACAUUUGGCUUAGAAAGGGUAAUGUGUGAAUUGCUAAUGUCAUGUUACAAAGUUUAAACAGUCCGUGAAAUCAACUAUAUAAUGAUAUACUGUGCAGAAGGUCCAGAUUAAAGUAUGCAAAACAAUGAACCAUAUAAUUGAUUAGAAUGCUUGGUAGUUUUCUUCUUUGUUCAAGUAUUUGUUGCACCAGUGAAUCGUUUUGAUUAGUUACACUGUUUAUAUUUUGAUUAUCUAAUUUAGUCUUGUUAGUUUUUAAAUUCUAUUUAGUGUUGUGAGGAAAUUAGCUUUUUAAUUUUUAUAUAGAAAAUUGGACUAGAAAUUGUUGGUAGGGUUUUGAAGGUUUAUAUCUUCCUUCAGAAUAAUGAAAGUAGUAGAUUUCCCAAAUUUUCAAAUAGUCAGUUUUUAGGAUUCUAAGUUAAUACAGUUUGUUAAAAUUUGGUUUGGUGUUCUUCUCUUCUGCAAAGAAAAAAAUUGGACAUAUCUAUUAAGGUUAUUAAAGAGUGAUUUCAUUUUGAUAAUGUGCAGAAUGGUCUUAAGCACUCACAGAAAGUAAAAAAAAAAUCAGGAUUCCACUGUUUUAAAAGAAAUUUCAUUUUUAUUUUUGGAAUAUAAAAUGUGUAUUUGCUAAAUAUGACCAUUUUUCUGUCUUAAAAAAGACCCAUUCUGGUAGCAUGACCAACUAUUUAGACCCUUCUAAACCAAAAGCAAUAGGUAAGUUGCCAUAUUUUUUCAUCUAUAUCUGAUACAUGCUUCGUUGAAUCAGGGGAACAAUCGUUUUUUCACUGGACAUGUGAUUGGGUAAUGUAAAUUUUUAUCCGUUGGUCAUGCCUUGUCUUAAAACGUUUAUAUGCUCUCCUACAACAUUUUGGCUGUAUAGUUUUGCUGUUUGUCUUAGAGGAUUCUUUAGCAGGAAAUGACUUUUGUGAGUCGAUACUGGUUUUGAAAAUAUGUAUAAGCUAAAAACAGUGUUUUAUUGAGAUCAGUAGUAGUUAUUGUGUCUAUCAUAAAAUCCAGUGCCAGAAGAGAACUUUAAAACUUUAAGCUGUGUAUAGAAUUGUUUUAUGUAGCGUUGAAAUUUUCUGUCAGUUUUGUAAGUCACUGUAAAUGAUUAUCAGCUUGAAGCUAUUUUUGUAUUAAAAGUUGACAGUUAAAGAACAUAAGUGGAUGAUAGCGUUUGGGGCCAACAGUGAAAGUAUGUUUCCUCUAAAAUACUUCCCUAAGCAGUGGUGUACAUGGUUAUUUUAUUAGGUUAUUUGUAUCUGUCCUAUAUUUCUCUGUGAACCAUGCUCCAGUCUGUUUUUUGUUUGUUUUGUAUCACCAUAAUAAGAGAAGGUCUAGGAAUAGAGACUAAAUUGCACAAAAUUGACAUUGUUAAAUACGAGAACAUAUAGGUGCUUACUUUUGAGGGUCUGUUAAUACAUAUGGUUGUCACAAUACAUAUACACGAUAAAUGGUGUAUAUAUACAGAUGCUUAUGUUCUAUAAAUUUUUCUAUACCCACUUAGUUUAUCUUCUUGAAUCUUUGUUCAGUAACAUGCUAAUUCCUCUUCUAUGUUUAUUCUCUAGUGACCAAAUGCUAACAUAUUUUCACACUGGCAGAGUACUGAGGUGUGAAUUUUGAAUAAGAAAAGGGAGGGAGAGAGAAAAGGGUUUAAAAAAGCCAAACACACAAAUAAUGUUUUCUUAGCCAUUUUGAUUGGCCACCUGAAGAGUCCACAGGACAUUUCUGUUCAGCAUUAUUUAGUGAAAUAAGAUUCUCACCCUAGCAGCAUGUGUUCCUUCAAAACAGCAAACAUGCUUUAGUUUUGUUUGUCCCAUAUCAGGGGUGUCAACAAGCGCUGCUCUUAACAUGGAAAGCUGUAUCUUAAUAGUAUUUUUCGACCGACUUUUCUUCACCAAUAACUUCUUGUUGAUAGCUUUUUGUUUUGUAAGGUCAAAAUAGGACAAUGCUGGUCUCAACCACAUUAUCCAUCUACAGAAUUAGGGUAUGCAACCAGCUGAUAAGAGACAGAUUCUCUAAUGUGUCAUUCUCAACCUCUGAGUUAGGUAUAAGCUAAUUAGUAGGAAAAUAUUGGUUUACAAAGAGCUUUUCUUAGAAAGGAUUUUGGUUUCAUGAUAUGUUUGUGAAUUAGGGAAUAGAUGUUAAUUAACCUUUAUUUUAUAGAUAAGUGAUUUGUACAUGGUUAGUUACAAAUAAAACUGGCACUAGAACCCCA
Molecule: messenger RNA, 7302 nt
Organism: Orcinus orca (killer whale)
Lineage: Eukaryota; Metazoa; Chordata; Mammalia; Artiodactyla; Delphinidae
Product: kelch repeat and BTB domain-containing protein 7
Exons: 1
Coding region: 2946-4991 (681 amino acids)
Molecular function (GO): protein binding
Source: RefSeq, a predicted model, not a curated record